Molecule: messenger RNA, 1345 nt
Organism: Malurus melanocephalus (red-backed fairy wren)
Lineage: Eukaryota; Metazoa; Chordata; Aves; Passeriformes; Maluridae
Product: granzyme A-like
Exons: 5
Coding region: 25-798 (257 amino acids)
Biological process (GO): proteolysis
Molecular function (GO): serine-type endopeptidase activity
Source: RefSeq, a predicted model, not a curated record
UAGGAGUAACAUCAGACAGAAACCAUGGGUUUCCUCCCUUGGUUCACCUUUGCUGCUGUCAUUCUUUUAGUAAUUCAUGGAGGUUUGUGUGCAGAUAUCGUUGGAGGAAGUGAAGUAGCACCACACUCGAGACCRUUUAUGGCCCAAAUCAAGAAAUCAGGACAAAUUAUUUGUGGAGGAGCUUUAAUCAAGGAAAACUGGGUAUUAACAGCUGCCCACUGUAAAGUGGAAAAAGCCAAAGUUGUUCUUGGAGCUCAUUCAUUGAAAAAACGUGAAAAAGAGCAGCAGACUUUUCAGAUUGCAAAAUACAUUCGCUUCCCAUGCUACAACAGCCGUACCACGGAAAAUGACCUUAUGCUGCUACAGCUUCAGGGAAGAGCAAAACUUAAUAAAGCUGUGAAAACCAUCCCCCUGCCURAGUCAGAUGAUGAUCCCAAGCCAGGAACCAUUUGCACAGUAGCAGGAUGGGGGCUAACUGAUAAUCGUCGGGACAAGACUCCUGCUGCCUUGAUGGAGGUCAAUAUCACUGUCAUCAGCAGGGAAACCUGCAAUAAUAAAGGGCAUUAUAAUGGCAAACCUGUGAUAACAGAAAACAUGAUAUGUGCUGGGGCUAAGCUUGGAAAAAAGGACUCGUGUAAUGGGGAUUCUGGCGGACCUUUAAGGUGCAAUAAUAUUAUGAGAGGCAUCACUUCAUUUGGGAAACUGAACAAAUGUGGCAAGCCUGAGAGCCCUGGUGUCUACACCCUACUCACGAAGCAAUACGUCGAGUGGAUAAGGAAAACCAUAGGGGGAGCCUAAUAGAUUGGGUUUGGGCCAAGUGAUUUGUGCAAAUGAAAUAAGCUUUUAAAAACAGCUUCAUUAUACUGCAAAAGAGGUAUUCUCUCACUGUAUUUUGGCUGCUUGGUGUAAUUCUGCUACCACAGCAUUUAUAGCUUAUGCUCUCAGCCAUGGAGUCAUUGGGGGUAUUUGGGACUGAGGAUUCCAASGUCCCUAUAGCACAUGUUUGCACUGAGCCCUACAUGGAUCAGUAUUGCUGGUCAAGAAUAUAAUCCUUGUUUGUGUCCUCACUGCACAUUGAGUAUGCACUGUACCCUUCUGUAUUGGGACUUCUGCAAAAACCCUGAAAGAUAGUGACAUGCUAGGUACAAGUGCAGAUACCUAAAAAACUUAGUUUUUGUGCAGCAAAGCUCUGGGUUUCAUUGUUGUAGUGGACUGCUAAGCUCCAGAAAAUUAAGUUGUGACAACUGCAUUUGACUGUGGGACAUAUUAAGUACCAAUUUUCUAACUUUCUUGUAUUUGCAACCUCUAGAUUUUAUCCAUUUAUGUACUUCGCUUUUAAUAAAGA